CUGCUCACCGGGGACUCGCUUCUUCUUUCUGAUGGCUGCAUCCCCUCCCCCGCCUCCUGGGCCCUGCCAGCAUCCCCCUGCCUCAGAAGCACAGCCCCUUCUCCCGACCCCAGUCCUCCCAACCCGAAGGGCCACCGGGGCAAAGGGUCACCGUGCAGCGCCGUGUCCUGGGCCCAGCCUCCCCACCAGGCCCAGGCCCAGCCGCCCCUCGGGCAGGACACCCUGGCUGGACGGCUGAGCCCCGCUGACCCUGACUCUCCCUCCUGCAUCUUCUCCCUGCCCUGCAGAAGCGCAACAGAGCCAUCACGGCCCGCAGACAGCACCUGAAGAGCGUCAUGCUCCAGAUCGCGGCCACGGAGCUGGAGAAGGAGGAGAGCCGCCGGGAGACGGAGAAGCAGAGCUACCUGACCGAGCACUGCCCGCCGCUGCACAUUCCCGGCUCCAUGGCCGAGGUGCAGGAGCUCUGCCAACAGCUGCACGCCAAGAUCAACGUGGCCGAGGAGGAGAAGUACGACAUGGAGGUGAAGGUGCAGAAGAGCACCAAGGAGCUGGAGGACAUGAACCAGAAGCUGUUCGACCUGCGAGGCAAGUUCAAGCGGCCCCCGCUGAGAAGGGUGCGCAUGUCGGCCGACGCCAUGCUCAAGGCGCUGCUGGGCUCCAAGCACAAGGUGUGCAUGGACCUCAGGGCCAACCUCAAGCAGGUCAAGAAGGAGGAAACCGAGAAGGAGCGGGACCUGCGUGACGUGGGAGACUGGAGGAAGAACAUCGAGGAAAAGUCGGGCAUGGAGGGCCGCAAGAAGAUGUUCGAGUCCGAGUCCUAGGCCGCCGCCGCCCGCUCCCGCCCGAGGCCCUCCGAGCCGGGCUCAGCUCCUGUCAAUAAAGGAUUCCAAUCCCCCGA
Aethalodelphis obliquidens (Pacific white-sided dolphin) is the source of this 898-nucleotide messenger RNA. It is a transcript of the gene TNNI2, whose product is annotated as troponin I2, fast skeletal type. Bases 336 to 821 code for a protein of 161 amino acids. The record is from RefSeq and is a predicted model, not a curated record. Gene Ontology annotation, biological process: skeletal muscle contraction; cardiac muscle contraction. NCBI's taxonomy places the organism in Eukaryota, Metazoa, Chordata, Mammalia, Artiodactyla, Delphinidae. The transcript is spliced from 5 exons. Gene Ontology annotation, cellular component: troponin complex.